CUCCAGCAAGUGCGCUUUAUCCUUCCUCUCCAAAGACGAGCCAGGUACAAACACCAGCUGACAGCCCACCGCCAACAGCCUUCAGCGAGUCAACCAAAUCACGGCCUCCAUCACUGCAGCUCCAGCUCAUAGAAUGAGUUACUACUUGGAUCCAGUUUCCUCUUGUCAGACUCUUCAACCGCCUGACUGUCUGGGUGUAAUGAGGUCGAGUGGUGGGAUGGCAGUGACUGUGGUUCCUCAUAUGCAGCCUCCUGUCGUGUGCCACCCUCAAAACCCAGCUCCACCAAGACCCCUGUAUGGCCAGCACAUCACCUUGCAGGAGGUGCCGAAUGGACCUGAAUACAGCCCGAACGAUCUGGAGUGUGCAGAUGUUCCCUUACUGACUCCAGGAAGUAAAGAAAUGAUGUCACAAGCUCUUUUGGCCACAUUCAGCGGUUUCACCAGAGAGCAACAGCGGCUUUCCAUCCCAAAAGAUCAUACGGGUUUAGAAAAACAUCAGGACCCCCGUGAGUGGACAGAGGCUCACGUGAGAGAAUGGUUGACCUGGACUGUAAAUGAGUUUAGUUUGAAGAAUGUGGACUUCCAUAAGUUCAGCAUGGACGGUGCCAAUCUCUGCGCAUUAGGCAAAGAACGAUUCCUGGAUCUGGCACCCGACUUUGUGGGCGACAUCCUCUGGGAGCAUUUAGAGAUGCUCCAGAAAGAAGACCCAAAGCAUUUCCCUGUCAACGGUCUGACCUCCAGUUUCCAGGAAUCCCGCUACCCCUCAGACUACUUUUUCAAUUAUGGCAUUGAACAUCCUCAGUGUGUCCCUCCGUCAGAGUACUCGGAGCCGAGCUUCAUCACAGAGUCCUACCAGACCCUUCACCCGAUCAGCUCAGAAGACCUGCUGUCGCUCAAAUACGAGAGCGAGUAUCCAAACGUUAUCCUGCGAGACACACCUCUCAAUCCACUGCAGGGAGACUACUUUUCAGUCAAACAGGAAGUUGUGUCACCUGACAACAUGUGUGUGGGUCGCAUAAGCAGAGGUAAGCUGGGAGGCCAAGAUUCAUUUGAGAGCAUUGACAGUUUCGAGAGCUGCGACAGGCUGACGCAGUCCUGGAGUAGUCAGUCGUCAUUCAACAGCCUACAGAGAGUUCCGUCCUACGACAGUUUCGAUUCGGAGGACUAUCCCACCGCACUGCAUGGACACAAACCAAAGGGUACCUUCAAAGACUACGUACGGGAACGCUCGGACCUCAGCAAGGACAAACCGGUCAUCCCGGCGGCUGCGCUCGCUGGCUACACAGGCAGUGGACCGAUCCAACUGUGGCAGUUUCUGUUGGAGCUUUUGACAGACAAAUCCUGCCAGACCUUCAUCAGUUGGACUGGAGACGGCUGGGAGUUCAAGCUUUCUGACCCUGAUGAGGUGGCACGCAGAUGGGGCAAGAGGAAAAACAAGCCCAAGAUGAACUACGAGAAGUUGAGUCGUGGUCUACGCUACUACUAUGACAAAAACAUCAUCCACAAGACGUCCGGCAAGCGCUACGUCUACCGCUUUGUGUGUGACUUGAAAAGCCUGCUGGGAUACACUCCCGAAGAGCUCCACACCAUGUUAGACGUGAAGCCUGACACGGAUGAGUAAACUUCAGACAAAAGUUUGAAAAAAAAAAAAAAAAAAAACAAA
Molecule: messenger RNA, 1663 nt
Organism: Labeo rohita (rohu)
Lineage: Eukaryota; Metazoa; Chordata; Actinopteri; Cypriniformes; Cyprinidae
Gene: ets1
Product: v-ets avian erythroblastosis virus E26 oncogene homolog 1
Exons: 11
Coding region: 134-1621 (495 amino acids)
Biological process (GO): regulation of transcription by RNA polymerase II; cell differentiation
Cellular component (GO): nucleus
Molecular function (GO): sequence-specific DNA binding; DNA-binding transcription factor activity, RNA polymerase II-specific
Source: RefSeq, a predicted model, not a curated record